GUUUCCCCCUGACCUCCUUAGUAACAUUCAGCUGCUGGAGUUUACCCGACUCUCUCAGGACGCCUCUUAAAGUCUCAUCAUGGGAAAACAGAAGGUCUUCCUGGACAAGCUUUUACACACCUGCCACAUCCGCAACUUGCUGAUACGUCAGGCUCUGGCUGAAUGUCUGGGAACACUGAUCCUGGUGAUGUUUGGUUGUGGCUCAGUGGCCCAGCUGGUGCUCAGCAAUGGAUCCCAUGGGCUGUUCCUUACCGUCAACUUCGCCUUCGGCUUUGCUGCUACUCUUGGGAUCUUGGUAUGUGGACAGGUUUCAGGAGGACAUUUAAACCCUGCUGUGACAUUUGCCUUAUGCAUACUUGGGAGAGAACCUUGGAGGAAGUUUCCAAUAUAUUUCUUAUUUCAGACUUUAGGUGCCUUCCUGGGUUCAGGAAUAGUUUAUGGAAUGUACCAUGAUGCAUUGUGGGAAUUUAACCCAGGUGCUCUCAGGGUUUUAGGAGACAAUGCCACCGCAGGAAUCUUUGCUACAUACCCCUCCACACACCUGACGAUGAUCAACGGCUUCUUUGACCAGAUGAUUGGAACUGCUGCCCUCAUUGUGUGUAUUCUGGCCAUCGUGGAUCCAUACAACAACCCUAUUCCUCAUGGGCUAGAAGCCUUCACAGUGGGCUUUGUAGUGCUUGUCAUUGGCUUGUCCAUGGGCUUCAACUCUGGGUAUGCCGUCAAUCCUGCCAGAGACCUAGGUCCUCGUCUCUUCACUGCAAUGGCUGGCUGGGGCGCAGAGGUCUUUACGGCUCAGUCUUACUGGUUCCUUGUACCAAUAUUUGCACCUUUCCUGGGGACAGUAUUUGGCGUUCUGGUUUAUCAGUUCAUGGUGGGCUUCCAUGUAGAGGUAGAGGCCCGAGAGAAGGCACAGAACGAAGCAGAGCGUAUGAACCUGACCAACAUAAACUCCAAGGAAAUGGCGUGAGGCGCCCUUGUGCCUUACCUUCUGCCCAUCAUCACAAUAACUCAAAUAACUCUAUCCUGGUAUUAUCCCUUAAUGUGGUACGUUCAUUGAAACUGGUUAGGGAAAAAAAACUUCAUUGAACUUUAAUGUCUCCCAAAGAAAUAGAAACAUUUGUGUGAAAAUGCACUUGCCUAUCUAGCACAGUUUGCUUGCUGUGCUUCAUUCAAAUUGCCGUGUUACUUUAAUAGUAAACUAACCACCACUCAUUAACUGAAGACCUGAAGGGCUACUAUGCUAAUAAAGUACUGGUGAUUUUUUUUUUUUCUAAGACCAUUUUGUACACAUCUAAAGGGGAGAUUUUAAGCAUGUCCAUGUGUACUCUGGCUUGCUUUAUUGUUGCCUUUAUCCUAACUGCAGUUUGCUGUAGCCUGAUUUCAGUAGGGGAUCUGAUCUCUAAAGCUUUUGCUAUAUGCAGUUAUGAAUUAUGAACAGAUGGAUGUCUAUAAAUUUUACAAUCCAUGCAUUUUUACUGCUUGUCAUUUCUUAUUCUUUUUUAUUUUAGGUUUUUAUAUCUUUCAUAUUAAAGUGCCUACAUUUAAAAUGAGUUACUAAUGAAAUUGUAUGCCAAUUUUAUUUCAA
This is a messenger RNA of Paramormyrops kingsleyae, 1585 nucleotides long. RefSeq names its product aquaporin-3-like. Gene Ontology annotation, cellular component: plasma membrane; basolateral plasma membrane. Gene Ontology annotation, molecular function: urea transmembrane transporter activity; glycerol channel activity; water channel activity. The record is from RefSeq and is a predicted model, not a curated record. NCBI's taxonomy places the organism in Eukaryota, Metazoa, Chordata, Actinopteri, Osteoglossiformes, Mormyridae. Gene Ontology annotation, biological process: water transport; glycerol transmembrane transport.